AUGAUUCGAAAACUUAUUAGGAACAGACAACGCCUGAAAUGGGUUUUAUUCACUGGUGCAUCGAUAUGGAUAUUUUUCAUCUUAUAUUUCAUAAAUUCAAAUUACUACAACACCGAAAGUCAUUUGCUGUCUUAUUCCAUUUAUAAUAUAUACGAUAAUCUACAUGAGGAGAACGAGUCUCCACUGAAAUCUAUAUUAUCACCAUUGGUUGAUAAUUCAGCAAAUGAUCAACAACAUAUCAGCAACUUCAAAAACCAUACACUUUACGAAUCAUUAAUAAAGAGCACGUUCCAAAACACUACCAAACGAACAAAAGAUUUAAAUUCAAAUAUAUACGAUGAUAUUUUUACCAAUCACAAGCUUGAGACAGUCUUGGGAACGUUAUCAUUUAAAGAACGAUGUGAUUUAUAUUUCAAAAAUGUUUUCGCUCAAGAUGUAAAUUGGCAUUUCAAUCCUGAUACAAAAUAUGAUGUAAAUUUUGAUAAAAAAACUAAAGAGUAUCAAGAGUUUAACAAAGUAAAAGAACUAAUUAUACAAGAAAAAUUUGAUAAAAUGAAGCAAAAACUCAAAGAAGAAGAUUACAGUAAAGAAUUGGAAAAGUUGCAAAAAUCCAUGUUUACAGAUUAUAUGCACCAAAAGUUUGAACAAGAGAUUGUUAAUCGAUUAUCAACUUUUAGAAUUUUCAACAAAUGCUAUAUAACAAAUGACGAAACCCCUCAAAUCAACAAGAUAAACCAAUUUAUUACCAACCAACAAAAGUUAGUGCAAAAUCUUCAUCGAGAAAGUGAAACUUCUGACAAGACUAAAAUAGAUAAAUUAGAAUUGACAGACAAGGAGGCUUUGGUUGACUUGAUGGUUACCAAAUCAUCAACAUUUGAACAUAGAGUUUACCCUUGGAUAUCCAAAGAAUACCCAGUUUAUGAACGAUGGACAGGGAAAGUUUAUCAUGAACCACCGAAUUAUUAUGAAAUUUUGAAUCAUGAUCCAAUGCAAAAAACUACCAAAAAGACCCAACAUUCAAAUAAUGCUGCAGAGCCAUUUUUAAAACAAUUUAAAAACAAGUUCAAUGGUAGAGGGAUAGUUUUAACUAUUGGGAAUCAACAUUCUGAUUAUGCUGCGAAUCUUAUACAUUUAUUGCGAGCCCUAGAUAACAAAUUACCCAUUCAAAUUGUAUAUUAUGACGAUGUUAAUGAAAAAUCCAAACGGAAAAUAGUCACUGCUGCACAAGAAGAUUUCCGAUCUCUACCACAUUCAUUUGAAAAAGUUGCCCAUUUAUUUGGUGAUAAAUAUAUCAAUUCACAAGGGAAAGGACUACAACCACAGGAAGUUUGGUUUGUGAAUGCCUAUAAUUCCAUUCAUAAGAAUUAUCGAGGGAAGUUUUCUCGAUUCGGUAAUAAGUUAUUAGCUAGUUUGUUCAAUUCGUUUAGUGAGUUUAUAUUGAUUGAUGUUGAUACUGUUUUAAUGCAACCUCCAGAAUUUUUCUUCCAAUUGAAAAAUUAUCAAACCACAGGGACAUAUUUUUUCAAAGAUCGAUCAGUAUUUCAAAAAAGAUCACUCGAGGAUGGUAAAUUUUUCGAAAGAAUGGGUCCAUCAACAGUCGAUCAAAUAAUGUUUGAUAUUCCCAUAAUGACAAACUAUACUACUACCAGAGAACUAUUCAGAGGUUUACAACAUUAUAUGGAGUCUGGGUUGGUCAUGAUUAACAAAGAUAAACAUUUGAACUCAAUUUUAAUGAUCACACAAAUCAAUCUCAUUGGACCGAUUACAGGGAAAGUUUGGGGAGAUAAAGAAUUAUUUUGGUUAGGUUUUGCCAUUAAUGGUGAUGAAGAGUACUAUUUCGAUAACAAUUUUGCAGCCGCGAUUGGUGAAUUAACUCCUCCACAAGAUCGAGCCCGUAAAGAUGGAACGUGGCAUCAUUCAAAAGAGAUUUGUACGCCUCAUCCAGGCCAUAUCAGUAGUGAUGAUAAUCAUAGUUUAUUAUGGAUAAAUUCAGGGUUCCGGUUUUGUCAUCAAGCAGAUGAAGUUGAUUUUGAAAAAGAAGCGGAAAAGAAGACUCGCUUGAAGCAUUUACAAACUGCAGACCAAUUUAGAACUUUUUAUUAUAAUCCGUUGAGAAUAACUCAUGCUAUUGUACCACCAUUAGAUCCAGACUUGCAAGAUCGUAAAAAUGCAAUGGAUGAACCGACUAAUGGUUGGUUCUGGGAAUCAGGGUAUUGUCGAAGGUACAUGUGGUGUGCUUACUCAAGUGUUGGUGGGCCACAAAAGCGCCCUGACGAGAAGGAUGACAAAAACGACAACAAUAAGAUUAAAGAUAAUACGCUAGAAGGUAUAUUAGUGGAAUAUAAUCAGGAUGAAAUAGCCUUGUUUGAUUAUUUAGGUGAUAUUUGGGUAGGAACUGAAUAA
Molecule: messenger RNA, 2403 nt
Organism: Candida dubliniensis CD36
Lineage: Eukaryota; Fungi; Ascomycota; Pichiomycetes; Serinales; Debaryomycetaceae
Gene: MNN1
Product: Mnn1p
Exons: 1
Coding region: 1-2403 (800 amino acids)
Biological process (GO): protein O-linked glycosylation
Cellular component (GO): Golgi apparatus
Molecular function (GO): alpha-1,3-mannosyltransferase activity
Source: RefSeq, a predicted model, not a curated record